Phragmites australis (common reed) is the source of this 677-nucleotide messenger RNA. RefSeq lists its product as uncharacterized. The transcript has a single exon. NCBI's taxonomy places the organism in Eukaryota, Viridiplantae, Streptophyta, Magnoliopsida, Poales, Poaceae. The coding region runs from base 132 to 677 and encodes 181 amino acids. The record is from RefSeq and is a predicted model, not a curated record.
CAAGUCUGGAAGCGGUGCCUGCGCGUGAAUGAACCAAACCCCACACUGGAUAAGGCACCACGUGUCCAACUUCAACCUCCGUCUUCCGGCGGCAAGCGGAGACCUCCCGCAGCCGAUCCCCUCCGACGGCCAUGGCCGCCACCGCGAACCUUGCCCUUCUCCUCCCAUUGACUCUUGCCUCUAGAGUUUCCUUCCACACCCGCCUCCGCCUCCUACACAACGCACACCCUCCGCCGCAACGCCUCAUAGCGGUCGCCGUCGCCUCCACCUCCUCUUCCCAAACUCUACCAUCGCCUACCGCGUAUGAAACACUGGAGGCUAGGAAUCUGCGUCUGGAUACGGAGGCCUCCCUGGAAUGGGGCGCCGUCUGCGCGCGUCUGGCCGACUUCGCCGCCACUUCCACCGGCCGCGCCGCGUGCGGGGAAGGCCGGGUCCCCGUCGGGCGGAGCCGGAAUGAGAGCGAGCGGCUGAUCGAUCAGACGGCGGCGUCGGUUCUGCUGUCGUCGCCGCUGGAUUUCGGCGGCGUGGAGGACGUGUCCGCGGUCGUCGCCGCGGCGGCCGGGGGGCGGGUGCUAGCGGUGAGGGAGAUUUGUGGAGUCGGGCGCAGCGUCCGGGCCGCGCGCGGGGUGUUCGAUCAGUUGCAGAGACUCGCCGAGGAAAUGCCAGAUGGGAGGUAA